AUGGCGUCCAGGUCGCAGCUUGCCAACCCGCUGCUCAACCCCCUCCUCUUCGUCUACCAAAUCAUCCAAUGGCUCAUCAACUACGCGCUGUCGCCCAGCCCGCCCCGGGCCGAUGCUGAGCUGUCCCGGCCCAAGAUUGCCGUUGUGGGCGCCGGCAUCACGGGCAUCACGGCCGCCGCCCACUGUGUCGGCCACGGCUUCGACGUGACGAUUUUCGAAGCCGGGCCCGAGGAGCAGCUGGGCGGGAUCUGGAGCAGAGUCAACGACACCUCGGCCCUCCAAAUCCACUCCGUCAUGUACAGAUUCCACCCCUCGGUCAAGUGGGAGCGCGGAUAUCCCGACCGCAAGCAAAUCAUCCACGAGGCCAAGCAGCUCUGGCGCAGGUACAACCUCCAGAACAAGACCAGGUUCGACUUCCGGGUCGACAAGGCGUACCAGGACGACAAGGCCCGCUGGAUCAUCAACAACCCUUCCAACGGCCGCUUCGACGGCCUGGUCGCCGCCGUCGGCACCUGCGGCGACAUCAAGAUGCCCAACCUGCCCGGGCUGGACUCGUUCAAGGGCGACGUCUACCACUCCAGCCAGCUGACGGGCAAGAACGCCAAGGGCAAGAAGCUCGCCGUCAUCGGGGGCGGCGCGUCGGCCAUCGAGGCGCUCGAGUUCGCCGCCAGGGCCGACGCCGCCAAGGUGACCAUCAUCUCGCGCUCCGAGAAAUGGAUCAUCCCGCGCAACAUUGUCGUCGACACGCUGCUGUCCUUCAACAUCCUCGGCCAGGAGACGGUGCUCUCCUUCAUCCCCGAGUUCCUGCUGCGCAAGCUCUUCUACCGCGACCUCGAGGACAUUGCGCCCGCGCGCGGCAACGGCCUCUUCAUGGACACGCCCAUGGUCAACUCGGACAUCAUGGCCAAGCUGCGCGACGGCAAGGCCGCCUGGGUCCGCGGCGACAUCGAGGCCGUCGUCGAGCGCGGCGUGCGCGUGAACCGGCGCGCCAGGGGCGUCCCCAAGGGCGGCCCGGGCCACGACGAGGUCGUCGACGCCGACAUCAUCGUCAUGGCCACGGGCUUCAAGCGCCCGUCGCUGUCCUUUUUGCCCGACGACUGCUUCGCCGACCCCUACCCGCCGCCCAACUGGUAUCUCCAGACCUUCCCGCCGCCGCACCCGUCCGUGUCCGCCAUCAACUGCACCUACGUCUCGGCCAUUGGCUCCGUCGGCAACUGGCACAUUGGCAUCUACACGCGCAUCCUGCUCAUGUUCCUCGUCGACCCGCUCGCCCGGCCCAGCCCCUUUUGGAUGCGCCGCUGGAUCGACAUGACGCGCCUGCUCAAGCGCUCCAGCCCGACCGGCGCCUUUGACUUCUUCACCUACCUCGAGCUGGUGUGGUGGUUCGUCUUUUGCGUCGCCAUCAACCCCUUCCGCUGGAAGUGGGCCGUCUUUGUGUUUCUCGGCGUCGGCAUCGACUUGCCCAAGGCCUUUGUCGAGAGGGAGCGGCGGCUGCUGAACGGCGUCGAGGGCUACGAGAACAGGGAUGCUGGGAGGAGUUUCUAA
Messenger RNA from Metarhizium robertsii ARSEF 23, 1545 nucleotides. RefSeq names its product monooxygenase. Gene Ontology annotation, molecular function: oxidoreductase activity. The record is from RefSeq and is a predicted model, not a curated record. Lineage: Eukaryota; Fungi; Ascomycota; Sordariomycetes; Hypocreales; Clavicipitaceae. The transcript has 2 exons. The coding region runs from base 1 to 1545 and encodes 514 amino acids.